Canariomyces notabilis is the source of this 558-nucleotide messenger RNA. RefSeq lists its product as uncharacterized. The record is from RefSeq and is a predicted model, not a curated record. The transcript is spliced from 2 exons. The coding region runs from base 1 to 558 and encodes 185 amino acids. Lineage: Eukaryota; Fungi; Ascomycota; Sordariomycetes; Sordariales; Chaetomiaceae.
AUGCGCUUCUUCCAGUCCCUCACUCUCCUAGCCCUGAGCGGCCUUGGCCUCGCCUCGCCCGUCGACACCUCAUCGUCCGCCGUCGAGGCACGACACUGGCCCGGGCCGUGGGGCUACGGGCAAUGCCUGCGCAAGGAGGACGCGCAGGAGCUGGUGGACGCCUACGUGCGCAUGAUCCGGGGGUGGAAGGACGAGGACGCCAAGUACCUCGCCGAGUCCUUCACCGACUGGUCCGACAGCAUCAACAUCCUUGCCGGCAAGCCGCUUGGCACCGUCACCUUCCCGAGCAAGGCCGCGUUUGUCAAGAAGCAGCAGGUUGCGCCCGACAACCUCCCGAUCGAAGUGACCCACCAAGGUCCCAUCGACUGCGACGAGAUCUCCAUCAUCUGGAGCAUGACCUUUGGCGCGGCCCAGAAGCCCGUGCGGGGCGAGACCAUCCUGACCGCCACCAAGGAGGCCGGCUACUGGCAGAUCUCGCGGAUCGACGUCGAGUUCAACAGCAUUGCCUACCUGCUCAACAUCGGCGGCACCUACACGAUGCCUUCCAGCAGUGCCUAA